Spirodela intermedia is the source of this 706-nucleotide messenger RNA. The record is from the annotation of a GenBank genome assembly. Lineage: Eukaryota; Viridiplantae; Streptophyta; Magnoliopsida; Alismatales; Araceae.
AUGAAGCUGCGGGUCGUCGGCAGGAAGCUGUACGACUACGUGCGGUACGAUCUCAAGGAAAUCGCCUUCCCUUCCUCGCUGCCGGACCCCCCCCACAUCCGCAAGCGGAAGAAGCUGACUUGGAAGGAGCGAUACUAUGUGUGCCUCCUGACUUUUUUAUUCCAUUCAACCAUCAUUUCUCGUCUGCAUCGUUGAUCAUUCGUAGGUAUGAGGUCUACGGAGUGGGGUGAUCUUACCCUCCUUGUUGUAGGUUCUGAGGGAAGCGUCGAGGCUGUAUGCUGCCAGCUGGGUUCGGGACAUUGGCCCUGACCUUCGCCCUAACGACUACAAGCGGAAGGUAGGUGAUGGCGAAAGGAAGCCCCGAGAAGAGAAGGGCACGACGACUGGCGGCGGAGAAACCUCCACCUUGGAGGACCUUGGUGAGCAGCUGGGGUACCUGUAGAUGUUCUUAUGACGUCGUUAAUGUCGGUGUUCUGAAAUGCGCCGUCGUUUUUCGGCAGCGGUGGCGGCAAGGGGCGGGUUGGAGACCUUGAGGCCGGCCCUGCAGCGGCUGUAUAUGAUGCGGGCGUCGGCGUAUAAGGAUGCCCUUAAGAGCUUCAUCCAGGGGUACCAGGAGGGGGUACAACAGGUCCGGGAGAAGAGGGCGGACACAGGGCCCCCGCAGCAGGGCGAGGCUUCCGGGAAGUCAACGGGGUCGCCGUCUUGA